GGCUGUGUUACAUGCUUUUGGAAAAGGGGAGGAAAGGAGACAUUGAAAUUUCUAAAUGCCUCUUACAGUCCAAGUGGUUCUUACUAAAUGCAUUGCAGCAAUUGAAUAAAGCCAAGGGGAUAUGGAAUCUUUCAAGAAAGGUAACUGGUAUGGAAACAUCAGGUUUUAGUGUAUGGGAGUCGCGGGAACAGGAACGAGGACUGUGUGAAGUAAGGCUGGCUACUCCACCACAGCAAGGUUAAGGGUUUGUAAAGAUAACUCACAGGAGGUGACUGGAACCCAGGCCCAUUUGGAAAGAGUGAUUUCUACAUAUAAAACCUUGAAGAAAUGGCUUUGGUGUCUGAGGUUGCAAGAUGCCUGUGUAUCCUGCUUAUUUUUGCAUUGAUUGGCCAUACUUUCACUGCCCAUUCUCCCAGGAAGAUCAAAGUUAAUCCUCCUCAGAAUUUUAGUAUUGUGGAUCCUGGAUAUUUAGGCUAUCUGUACUUGCAGUGGCAACCUCCUGUAGCUCUGGAUAAGAAAUGUAAAGUAGAAUAUGAGUUAAAAUACCGAAGUGUUGGCAAUGAAAGUUGGAAGACAAUUAUUACUAAGAAUCUACUUUACAAAGAUGGGUUUGACCUCAAUAAACACGUUGAAGGAAAGCUACGUACACUUUUGUCCAAGCAGUGUACAAAUGGAUCAGAAGUUCGAAGUUUGUGGACAGAGGCAUCUUAUGCAAUAUCAGAGAAAGGAAGCCCAAAAACUAAAAUUGAGGAUAUGAAUUGUAUAUAUUACAACUGGGAAUAUUUAGUUUGCUAUUGGAAGCCUGGCAUAACUAUACAUUCUGAUAUCAACUAUUUUAUGUAUUUCUGGCAUGAGGGCAUGGACCAUACUUUACAGUGUAGCAACUACUUCCAGGAUAAAGAUAAAAAUAUUGGAUGCAAAGUUUCUGAUUUGGAGUCAUCAGACUAUAAAGACUUCUUUAUUUGUGUUAAUGGAUCAUCAAAACAUGAGACUAUCAGAUCCAGCUAUUUUAUUUUCCAACUUCAAAAUAUAGUCAAACCUGAAUCACCUGACUACCUUUAUAUUACUGUGGAGAAUUCAGUUGACAUUAAGAUGAAAUGGAACACGCCUGAAGGACCCAUUCCAUCAAGGUGUUUUACUUAUGAAAUUGUGGUCAGAGAAGAUGAUACUUCCUGGGUGUUUGGUACAGAUAAAAAUAACCUGCUCAAGAAGAAAACACUAAAUGAAAGUAAAGAUGUGUGUUUUUUUAUAAGAAGUAAAGUGAAUAUAUAUUGUGCAGAUGAUGGAUACUGGAGUGAAUGGAGUGAAGAAGAAUGCUGGGCAGGUUAUCACACCCCCAACUUGAUGUUCAUUUUCAUAGUACCAGGAUGCCUUUUCAUAGUAUUCCUCUUAUCAAUACUUUGCAUGGCUUUGGAUGGGGGAAAACCUGAACCAAAAUUGAACACUACAGAAGUGGAAAAUGAAUCUAAUUCUUAUGAAGAAACAUUAUGUUGAAUAACAGCUCAUUUCCAUGCAUAUAACCAAAUGUCAGUAGGAGUCAUAUUAAAGUGAAUUAAACGUAGAUGACAAACAUGUCUGAUAAUAAACUACUACUGUAUUUA
Molecule: messenger RNA, 1601 nt
Organism: Jaculus jaculus (lesser Egyptian jerboa)
Lineage: Eukaryota; Metazoa; Chordata; Mammalia; Rodentia; Dipodidae
Gene: Il13ra2
Product: interleukin 13 receptor subunit alpha 2
Exons: 12
Coding region: 328-1494 (388 amino acids)
Biological process (GO): cytokine-mediated signaling pathway
Cellular component (GO): membrane; external side of plasma membrane
Molecular function (GO): protein binding; cytokine receptor activity
Source: RefSeq, a predicted model, not a curated record